CACCGCCACUGCCUGGAACCCCAGCCGGAGCCCGGAGGUGGAUUCAGCUGCGGAAAACGCCUGAGGAGACUCGUGGGGUCGCGGGGUUCACUCCCCGUCGGGGGUCCCAACUUUCCCAGGAAGCUGCAGAUACAGCCACCACGUUCACCUGCUUCGUGGGUUAGGCUGUUUUAUUAUCACCCUGCUUAUGAGGAAACUGAGGCAGAACCCUUAAGUGACUUGUCUUCCAUUUAUAUAUCCAGGAGGACUUCUGUGAGCAGCCUCCAUGUGGACCUGGACCAGUGCAUGACCGCCCUGGAUCUCUUCCUUACCAACCAGUUCUCAGAAGCACUCAGCUACCUCAAGCCCAGAACCAAGGAGAGCAUGUACCACUCACUGACCUAUGCCACCAUCCUGGAGAUGCAGGCCAUGAUGACCUUCGACCCCCAGGACAUCCUGCUUGCCGGCAGUAUGAUGAAGGAAGCGCAGUCACUGUGUCAGAGGCGCCGGAGGAAGUCUUCUGUGACAGACUCCUUCAGCCUGGUAUACAGGCCCACCAUGGAGCAAUUCACGGAAGAGGAAAUGCAUGCCGAGGUCUGCUACGCAGAGUGCCUGCUGCAGAGAGCAGCGCUGACCUUCCUGCAGGAUGAGAACAUGGUGAGCUUCAUCAAGGGUGGCAUCAAAGUUCGAAACAGCUACCAGACCUACAAGGAGCUGGACAGUCUCAUCCAGUCCUCACAGUAUUGCAAGGCGGAGAGCUUCAGGCACUUUGAAGGAGGGGUGAAGCUUGGUGUGGGGGCCUUCAACCUGACACUGUCCAUGCUUCCUACCAGGAUCCUGCGGCUGCUGGAGUUUGUGGGGUUCUCAGGAAAUAAGGACUACGGGCUGCUGCAGCUAGAGGAGGGGGCGUCCGGGCACAGCUUCCGCGCCGUGCUCUGUGUCAUGCUGCUGCUCUGCUACCACACCUUCCUCACCUUCGUACUUGGUACCGGCAAUGUCAAUAUCGAGGAGGCGGAGAAGCUGCUGAAGCCUUACCUGAAUCGGUACCCCAAGGGUGCCAUCUUCCUGUUCUUUGCAGGGCGGAUUGAAGCCAUUAAAGGAAACAUUGAUGCCGCCAUCCAGCGGUUCGAGGAGUGCUGUGAGGCGCAGCAGCACUGGAAGCAGUUCCACCACAUGUGCUACUGGGAACUGAUGUGGUGCUUCACUUACAAGGGCCAGUGGAAGAUGGCCUACUUCUACGCCGACCUGCUCAGCAAGGAGAAUUCCUGGUCCAAGGCAACCUACAUCUACAUGAAGGCUGCCUACCUCAGUAUGUUUGGGAAGGAGGACUACAAGCCAUUUGGUGAUGACGAAGUGGAGUUGUUUAGAGCCGUACCAGGCCUGAAGCUCAAGAUUGCUGGGAAAUCCCUCCCCACCGAGAAAUUUGCCAUCCGGAAGUCCAGGCGCUAUCUGUCCCCCAACCCUGUCCCAUUGCCAGUCCCUGCUCUGGAAAUGAUGUACAUCUGGAAUGGCUACGCCGUGAUUGGAAAGCAGCCGGAACUCACUGAUGGGAUACUUGAGGUUAUCACCAAGGCUGAAGAGAUGCUGGCAAAGGUCCCAGAGAAUGAGUACUCCGUGGAUGACGCGUGCCUGGUGAAACUGUUGAAAGGUCUGUGCCUGAAAUACCUAGGUCGUGUCCAGGAGGCCGAGGAGAAUUUCAGGAGCAUCCCUGCCAAUGAAAAGAAGAUUAAAUAUGACCACUACUUGAUCCCAAAUGCCCUGCUGGAGCUGGCCCUGCUGUUCAUGGAGCAAGGCAGAAAUGAGGAAGCCAUCAGCCUCCUGGAUACUGCCAAGCUAAACUACAAGAAUUACUCCAUGGAGUCAAGGACGCAUUUUCGAAUCCAGGCAGCCACACUCCAAGCCAAGUCUUCUCUAGACAAUGGCAACAGGUCCGUAGUCUCACCAGUGUCUUUGUAGUUUUGUGCAGCACUCCUGGGCUAGAAGACCAACAGAGACAUCUGGACAAAACUCCUAGAAACAUUUCAAAAGAUCCAUCCCCCCUGCCCUGCCCUUGCCUUGCCUUUGGGGUGCACUGGUGCUCCCGUGGGAUGGCACAAGAAUAUCUGUGCACACGCAAAGCUGUCAGUCUCACCAGUGUGACCGUGGCAGAGCAGGCGCGGUGUUCUGCCUGCCCUAUCACACAUACGGGUACUUGUUUUUCACUGUGAUGUUUAAGAGAAUGUAUGAACAGUUUACAUUUUCCUUAGAAAUACAUUGAUGAUAUUAUAGUUGGCUUUAAAAAAAAGAAAACAAAGCAAAAAACCAGCCCACCUGUAAAGUCUUUGUUUUUACCCAGAGGGAUGCGAUAUAGAGGUAAAUCUCUUUACAUGAUGCCAACAUCCAAAUGGUUUUUCCAAUCUCAGGCAAGGUCUCAGCUCCCAAGCCUAGGACCCUGGGGAAAUUCUGAGAGGGUCUAGCUUGGAAGCUUCUAGAGUUGGACAUAGAGAUCACACACAGCCACCCACCAUUUUCCUCCUCAUGUUUAGUUUCCUUUAUUACUUCAUUAUAAACCAGGUAGGUCUUUUUAGUGUGAGAUGAGAUUUUUUAGUCUGUCCAUAAAAUCAAGUCACUGGGAAUGGAGAUGCCAAGGCUUGACAGAGGAGCUGUAUUGCUGUCUAGCUGCCAAAACUAGAAUGUUAGGUGGUGUGGGGGAGAACGUUCUCAGAAACCAGUCUGCCUCCUUGCCGUAUGCCAAAGUAAAACUCUCGGGAAUAACAUGAUCUAUAAAAAUCAACUGGCUGGGUGCCUGUGGCUCACGCCUAUAAUCCAUGCUACUAAGGAGGCUGAGAUCUGAGAAUCGUGGUUCAGAGCCAGCUUAGGCAAAUCAGAGACACUCUUGUCUCUAGCCUGCAAAAAGCUGAAAGUGGAGGUGUGGCUCAACUAAAGAGUAAAAAAGCUGAUCAAGAAUGUAAGGCCAUGGGCUGGGGAUAUAGCCUAGUGGCAAGAGUGCCUGCCUCGGAUACACGAGGCCCUAGGUUCGAUUCCCCAG
Messenger RNA from Perognathus longimembris pacificus (Pacific pocket mouse), 3007 nucleotides. It is a transcript of the gene Ttc39a, whose product is annotated as tetratricopeptide repeat domain 39A. The record is from RefSeq and is a predicted model, not a curated record. Bases 286 to 1935 code for a protein of 549 amino acids. The transcript has 18 exons. Lineage: Eukaryota; Metazoa; Chordata; Mammalia; Rodentia; Heteromyidae. Gene Ontology annotation, molecular function: protein binding.